Sitodiplosis mosellana (orange wheat blossom midge) is the source of this 2075-nucleotide messenger RNA. RefSeq names its product beta-1,3-glucan-binding protein-like. Lineage: Eukaryota; Metazoa; Arthropoda; Insecta; Diptera; Cecidomyiidae. Gene Ontology annotation, biological process: carbohydrate metabolic process. The transcript is spliced from 4 exons. The record is from RefSeq and is a predicted model, not a curated record. Bases 268 to 1425 code for a protein of 385 amino acids. Gene Ontology annotation, molecular function: hydrolase activity, hydrolyzing O-glycosyl compounds.
CCAUGUCCAGUGACACAAUCCAUGCAAACACUCUUUUACUAAGAUGCGUAAAUGGGUGCUACGUGGUGAAUUAUUAAAUUGUGUGCUGACUAAAUCAACAACCACUUGAAUGUGUACGGUCAUUAUGAACGGAAUUACGCAUCAACUCUACUAUAUAGGCCACUUCGAGCAUGAAUAUUGAAGUGGUGCCCGGUUGAAUGUUCAUUAGUUCAAUUUGUGUUGGUAAAAGGGAACGUUGUCACACACGUGAAACAGAAGAAAAUAAAAAUGCUGAAAGUAACUUUUGUUGUCAUUUUGAACACUUUAUUGGUGCUCAGCGUCAUUUUCAUUGUGCUCAUGUUUCUCUAUCAGACUUUCAUUAAGCCAAACAAUUGUAAACCGUCAAUUACCACCGCAAAUGGGUUUGCUGCCGAACGUGACAUUUGCUCGGGUGGUUUGAUAUUCGAAGAAAAUUUUGAUAAAUUGGACAAACUUGUAUGGCGAUCUGAUGUAACACUCGGCGGAGGUGGCAAUGGAGAGUUUCAAUGGUAUGUGGACGAUACAGAAAAUGCAUUUGUAAAAAAUGGAAAAUUGCAUAUUAAACCAACGUUAACAGCAAAUCGUAUUGGCUAUGACCAAGUUGAACAAGGUUACGUUCAUUUGAUCCAUUGCACCGACCACAAUAAAGCAAACUGUGAACGUCAAGCAGGAACGUCAAACAAUAUCAUCAUAAAUCCAGUACGAAGUGCGCGUUUGAGUACGAAAAAUUCAUUUGCGUUCAAAUAUGGACGCGUUGAGGUGGUGGCAAAAAUCCCAACGGGACAAUGGUUGUGGCCAGCCAUUCGACUGUUGCCUUCUCAAUCAAAAUACGGCGGCUGGCCAUAUGGGCCCCGUUCUGGCGAAAUCGACUUGAUUGAGUCCCGUGGAAAUGCUGAUUACGCAGAUGCGAAUGGCGUUCAUAUCGGUGUGAAGCGUAUAACUUCAACACUGCGUUUUGGUCCGAGGUCUAAUGUGGAUAAUUGGUGCACCGUGACAUUUGCUAAACAUAACAGAAAAGGCUUUGAUCGCAGUUAUCACAUUUACGAAUUCCUUUGGAACGAAGAAGGAAUUCGAUUUUUUGUAGACAGAGUUGAAAUUGGAUUUGUUCCAGUGGCUGGUGGUUUCUGGAAUCGCGGUGAUUUCCAGGGUAAUGACAUCUGGGCAUCAGGCACAAAGAUGGCGCCUUUUGAUGAAGAGUUUUAUUUAGUCAUGAAUGUCGCAGUUGGUGGAACAAACGGCUAUUUUCCCGACAACAACAAUACUAUUUAUAAGAAACCAUGGAAUAAUACAUCCUCAUCAGCGAUGAAAGAUUUUUGGACUCAUCGCGAUAGCUGGAUAUCAAAUUGGCACCUUGAAAAUGAUGACAGUUCCCUGUUAGUUGAUUCCAUCAGAGUCUGGGCUGCAUAAUCCAAUUUAUUUAGAUGACAAAAUUAAAUAUUCAAAACAAAGCAUUCAAUCAAUGGAAAAUGUCCAACAAAAAUUAUCGUGUGUAGAAUUUGUAUUAUCAAUAUCAAAAAGAAGUAACUAUAGUUGUACUAAAAAAAUAUAAAUCCAAUUUAAAUUCGAUUUCAGUUGCAUUCCAAUCAAAAGUUGAAUAUUCCAAAUGUGGAACAAAUUGAGAAUAUCACCAUUUUCUAUUAUGGUUUUGUUGUAAGUUUUGCAACACAGCCACCAUUGAAUUGUGUGUGUCGAAAAGUAGCAAUUUGGAAUCAUAAAGUUGAGAAGUAGAAACCAACGGUUCAUGUUGAAAUGAUUUUUUGUUCAUGAUGUCAUAUAUUCAUUUAAAAUGAGACUGAUUAAUUUGGAUCUGCUGCCAAUAGAUCUGGGAUUAGGGCAAAUUCAAAUGAAUGUUAUCAAUUUAUUUUAACCUAUUUAAAACGCAGCGCUUUUUGAUUUUUCUUUCAAAAUCACAUACAAAUGAUUGAAAUGAAAUUUCGAAUUGACCAACCCAAUUUACAAUGCUAAUUCAAUUGUCAAGUUGAGUUUCAGUUAGACUGAUAUGUGUCAAACCUGCAGCAGUAUGGAGUUUCUUUGAAAAUAGCACAGUUUUGUAUAGA